UGUCGCCUGUUACUGCAGAGAACAUCUCUGCCUGCCUGCCUGCCUGCCUGGAGCGCUCUCUGCAAACCCUCUCUGUUGUGGCAUCGCAUCCUCUGCACAGUUUCGCAGCCUCUGUGCUUUGACAAAGCCUCUUUGCGCUUCCUGCAAAGCUGGGGGGAGGCUUAAGGGGGGGCCUGGAGGCGGCUGACUCCAAAGCCGGUGGCAGGAGCCGAAGCAGGCAGGCUGGCAGAGACUCUUGGGAUGGCAUCUCCCUUGCCUGCAGAGAAAGUCCUAGGGCAAAACUGCCAGCUUCCCAGCUCACCUUUCCCGUCUCAGAUGCCACCCAGGAGCAGAAAUGCGGUGCUGAGGGCACUGCGGAGAGCUGGUUGGUAGGACUUGGCACCAGCCAGGGAAGGAAACGAAACCGGGCAGUCUUUUCUUCUCUCUCCUUUCAAGGACAUGUGCAGGUAAUGACAGACAGAGAACACCUGAUGAAUCACCCACAAAGAUGCCACGUUGUGGAUGAGAACAUCUCUGCAUCUGUGGUUUGCCCAAAGGGCUGGGUGGAGCCAACCUUCACACUCGCUGCCAAAGCUCGAGUUGUCAUCACGGGCUGCUUCUUCGUCAUUGCAGCAUGCAGCAACCUUGCCGUCUUGUACAGCGUCACGAGAAAGAGACGGAAGUCCCACGUCCAGCUGCUCAUCCUGAGCCUGACCGUGGCCGACUUGCUGGUCACUAUGACCGUCAUGCCCCUGGACGCUGUGUGGAAUAUCACGGUCCAGUGGUACGCUGGCGAUGCCCUGUGCAGGUUCCUGAACUUCCUCAAGCUCUUUGCCAUGUACUCAGCCGCCCUGGUGCUGGUGGUGAUCAGCUUGGACCGGCACUCUGCCAUCCUGCACCCCUUUUCGUUUGCUAACUCCAGCCGCCGCAACCGGAUCAUGCUCUCUGUCGCGUGGAUCCUCAGUGUCCUGCUGGCCGCUCCCCAGCUUUUCCUUUUCCACCUGUACACCAUCCCGGGCGUCAAUUUCACCCAGUGCGUGACACAUGGGAGUUUCAGAGAGCACUGGCAGGAGACCACCUACAACAUGUUCACUUUCACCACCCUCUAUGUCACCCCGCUGACCGUGAUGGUCGUCUGCUAUGUCCGCAUCUUAUUUGAGAUCAGCAAGCAGCUGAAAAUUAACAAAGGUCUCGCCAGAGGGAAGGACGACCACAUCUCCAAGGCCAGAAUGAAGACACUCCGAAUGACGGUUGUGAUUGUGGCUUCUUUCAUCGUUUGCUGGACCCCUUAUUACCUCCUGGGCUUGUGGUACUGGUUCCAGCCUGACAUGAUCCGCAGAAUGCCGGAGUACAUCAACCACUUCCUCUUCCUCUUCGGCCUGCUGCACACUUGUACAGAUCCCAUCGUCUACGGCCUUUACACCCCAUCCUUUCGAGAGGACAUGAAACUGUGCAUCAGGAACCUGAAAGCGACAGUGGCCCACCAGGAGAAAAAACUUGCAUCUGUUUCAGAGAUGAACCAUAAAGACUCUCAUGACCAGGGUCAGGUGCCGUCAAGUGUUUCCAACGGAGGGACUAUGCACACUGUGUUCUAGAGGGGAAAACCCUCUGGGAGGGAUGAAACUCAGGGCGAGCUCACUUAUGCAGGCAGAACACCUGAAUUGCUACACCUGUCUUAACUGUGCACUUGAGGACUAAAUGCCUGGAUCAACUCUCUUAAGCUGCAGGUUUAAGGUGAUCUAGGGAUAUAGGAGGGUGCCUGAUCCCAAGUCACACACUUGGUGAAUACGGCACAGUAUCGUCCGCAUUUACCAGUAGCAGCUCUCCAAUAUUUCAGGCAGGGAUUGCCGCCAACUGUGCUUGGAGAUGACUGGGACUGGAACCCGGGGCCGUCUGGAUGCAAAGCAGAUGCUCUGCCACUGAGAUAAUGGGUCAAACAGUUCCUGCACACACAAGUCACCAGUUUAUGCCACAGGCAUCAAGCGAUGGACAGGCAUGUAUGAAGCAGGCCCUGGCAAACACUG
Podarcis raffonei (Aeolian wall lizard) is the source of this 2003-nucleotide messenger RNA. RefSeq names its product gonadotropin-releasing hormone II receptor-like. Gene Ontology annotation, cellular component: membrane. Gene Ontology annotation, molecular function: gonadotropin-releasing hormone receptor activity; peptide binding. Bases 450 to 1574 code for a protein of 374 amino acids. The record is from RefSeq and is a predicted model, not a curated record. Gene Ontology annotation, biological process: G protein-coupled receptor signaling pathway. NCBI's taxonomy places the organism in Eukaryota, Metazoa, Chordata, Lepidosauria, Squamata, Lacertidae. The transcript has 4 exons.